Molecule: messenger RNA, 277 nt
Organism: Racocetra persica
Lineage: Eukaryota; Fungi; Glomeromycota; Glomeromycetes; Diversisporales; Gigasporaceae
Source: the annotation of a GenBank genome assembly
AUGAUCACACCAUCAAAAUCGAAGACACCAUCAAACGACGCAGAUACAAACGACAGCAUCAUAAUACAAAACAAGAAGCUGAGAAAUGACGACUCCCGUACAAAUGCCAAAAAUGCAGAGAAAACAAACAAAACCACCUACAAGGACGGCAAAGCAGCGGCAAAACACCAAGAAACAAUAAUACAUGGCACCAAAAAUGACCACACCAUCGAAAUCGAAGGUACCAUCAAACGACGCAGAUACAAACGACAGCAUCACAAUACAAACCGAGAAGCUG